This is a messenger RNA of Chrysemys picta bellii (western painted turtle), 5088 nucleotides long. The record is from RefSeq and is a predicted model, not a curated record. Lineage: Eukaryota; Metazoa; Chordata; Testudines; Emydidae.
CUGAUGCAAGGGGAGGCCCGGCUGGCGGCGGCCGCUGCCGCAUCGGAGCGCUCGGCCCUCGGCUGAGCCGGCCUGGGCGGGCAAUGAAUGGCUGCUGCGGCUGCGAGGCGAGGGCGAGCUGAGCCCUGCGCGGAGACCGCCCCUGUGCACAGCAAACCCCCCGCCGCCUCCCCACCCCCACCCCACGCCAGGAGGAGACGACUAUGGCGCAGACGCUGCAGAUGGAGAUCCCCAACUUCGGCAACAGCAUCCUGGAGUGCCUGAACGAGCAGCGUCUGCAGGGGCUGUACUGCGACGUCUCGGUGGUGGUGAAAGGCCACGCCUUCAAGGCUCACCGGGCCGUCCUGGCGGCCAGCAGCUCCUACUUCCGGGACCUUUUCAACAACAGCAAGAGCGCGGUGGUGGAGCUGCCGGCGGCGGUGCAGCCCCAGUCCUUCCAGCAGAUUCUCAGCUUCUGCUACACGGGCCGGCUGAGCAUGAACGUGGGAGACCAGUUCCUGCUGAUGUACACGGCCGGCUUCCUCCAGAUCCAGGAGAUCAUGGAGAAAGGGACUGAGUUCUUCCUGAAGGUCAGCUCCCCCAGCUGCGACUCCCAGGGCCUGCACGCCGAGGAGACCCCUUCCUCCGAGCCCCAGAGCCCCGUGGCCCAGACCUCCACCUGGCCCUCCUGUAACACCCCCUUGCCCCUGGUGUCCCGCGUCAAGACAGAGCAGCAGGAGUCGGACUCCGUCCAGUGCACUUUCGUGGUCAAGCGGCUCUGGGACAACGGCCAGAAGGAGGGAGGAGGCGGUGGAGGUGGGGGAGGAGGAGGCAACAACGGGAGCCGCAAAAUGGCCAAGUUCUCCACGCAGGACCUUGGAGGCAACCGGCAGCAGCAGCAGCAGCAGGGGGCGCAAGCAGGAGGAGGAGGCGGGUCCGGCGUGGUUAGCGGGCCCAGCACGUCCGACCAGACCAGCCCCGGCACGUCCAGCGCCUACACGAGCGACAGCCCAAGCUCCUAUCACAACGAGGAGGAUGAAGAGGAGGACGCGGCCGAGGAAGGCUCCGAUGAGCAGUACCGGCAGAUCUGCAACAUGUACACGAUGUACAGCAUGAUGAAUGUAGGGCAGACAGCAGCAGCAGCCGCAGAGAAGGUGGAAGCCCUGCCCGACCAGGUGGCCUCUGAGUCUCGCAACCGGAUCCGGGUGCGGCAGGACUUGGCCUCGCUGCCGGCCGAGCUCAUCAACCAGAUCGGGAACCGGUGUCACCCCAAGCUGUACGACGAGGGCGACCCUGCUGAGAAGCUGGAGCUCGUGACAGGCACGAACGUGUACAUCACCCGGGCGCAGCUGAUGAACUGCCAUGUCAGCGCGGGGACGCGGCACAAAGUGCUUCUGAGGCGGCUUCUGGCCUCCUUUUUCGAUCGGAACACUCUGGCAAACAGCUGCGGCACCGGCAUCCGCUCGUCCACCAACGACCCCAGCCGGAAGCCGCUGGACAGCAGGGUCCUGCAUGCCGUGAAGUUCUACUGCCAGAACUUCGCCCCCAACUUCAAAGAGAGCGAGAUGAACGCCAUCGCCGCUGACAUGUGCACGAAUGCCCGGCGCGUGGUCCGUAAGAGCUGGAUCCCCAAACUGAAGCUGCUGAUGGCAGAAGGGGACACCUACACCACGUUCAUCAACGACACUGGGAAGAUGGAGCCGGACAUCAUGGGAGUGGAGCACAACUUUGAGACAGGCAGUCACGACGGGGAUGCAGGGACCUCGGCCGAGAGCCUCCAGUAAAAACCGCUUCCUCCCUUUAGCCCUUUCCAUUCACUGAUUUCUUUUAUUUUAAUUUCUUAAGUUGAUUAUUUUUAGCGUCCCAUGUUGAUUUGAGUUUAAUCUGUUUUUUGUUUUUGUUUUCGGUUUGCCAGGGGGAAAAAAAAGUUGCACCGUCUCUUUAAAAAACCAAAAUCAUCCUCGGUUCCUAAUGCAGUGUGGGUAAUGAGAGAGGGGUCGGCGGUGUGGGCAGUUUUGAUCUCACGCUGUUCUUCCCGGGCGGGCGGAUGUUUUUGUGGGUAGCCUUGUGAGUCAAAUCGGGGAAAUCCCCCCCCCCCCUUUCCUCCCCUUCGCGUUGUGCAGGAUCCAUGCUUUUAAUGAGCUCUCUUUAAAUAGAUCUGUAAAUAAUUGAUUACACUCUAUAUGCAGGUUCUGUUUAUAGGUGGUUUGCAAAGGGGCAAUAAAUGAUGGAUCAUAUCUCAAGCAUAUCAAAGACAGGAGCGGAGGAUGUGUUGCAGCUGGAUCUAAGCUUCCCAUUGGAUUCGAUAACCAUCCCUGAGAACGGAUUAACCGUGCAUUCAAGCCGUCAUUAACCCCGUGCAAACCGCUUACGAAUGGAGCUUUCGUACAAAGUGUGCCCGGGUGAUUUUUACAGGAAAAUAAAAAUCCAAAUUAAGACCCUGAUUUCUAAAAAGCAUCUGUUCAAGACAGCAUGUAAGCAUGCGCUUAACUUGAAGCACCUCUUGAAUUCAGUCAAAAUGGGCCUUUGACCUUAUUCAUCUUAAGUGCCAAAGUCCCGUUUUCUUUCAUCCAUCCGCGUGUUGCAGUGAUGAGGGUGGAGAUAAAGGAUAGGGCUUAACGUGUGCGUCUCUGAAUGGGGGUUCUUUUUUUUUUUUUAAAGUCAAGUGACAGAGCAACGCUUCUGGCUGUGAUGUCUUUUCACAUUGCGUCUACACUGGAUUUUUUCUUCUUUCCCCUUCCCACCGCGUAGUGUCAGAUCCGAGUGCAGCGACUCACAAGUGACCUCUAUGGGGAUUUGAACCCUGCCCAGAGCCAACCCAAUUUCCUGUUGCUUUGUCUCCCUCGAGUGGCCAGGCUGCUUGUAAAGGUUUGAAUCCUCUAAUGGGCCACAUCUUUCAGCUCACCCGGUCGCAGUUUGGGCUUUUUUUGCCACAAGUCUGAGAUUCAGUCCCCAGCCAAGGGGGGUCGGGUUACGCUCACUUGAAAUUCGAGAUCAGCGGCAGAGCUGGGUGAAAAGUGUUGGCUGAGAUUUCUUUUGGCUGAAAAAGGCAGAUUCGCCGCCGAACCGGGGCAGUUUCACCCAAUUGUUUUGGCCCAACCCGUCCCCUGAAACGUUUUGUUUUGACAUUUUCAAAUGAUUUCAAUGUUUCAACAUAACGUGUGGUUUAGAAAUGACCUUCAAUUUUAUUUUAGCAAUACCAUUUAAAAAAAUGCUCCAAAACAAAACGUUCUGCUUCAGGGUGAACAGGUUUCGUUCAACCUGAUGCAACUUUUUUUCUGAUUUUUUUUGGGGGUAGGGGAGGAGUGCGCGGGCACGGAGGGUUGACACUGACGUCACUAUAGCUAAGCUGAUGUAAAACCAAAAUCCAGCAUAGAUGAGACCCUGAAUGCGAUAUGCAAGGCCGUGUUUGUUUUUUAAAUAGCAAGGGGCAUUGUCGAGGCAAAAGAAAAAGAGUAAUCUAUUUGAAUCCUUUCUGAUUAAUGGCAGGAUCCCAAGUUGUGAUUUUAAACGUGUAGACCCCGAUCCUGCAAACACAGACAGGAUUCAUCUGUAAGCGUGUGUGUGUGUGUGUUCAUUGACCUGUUCACAUGCUGCUUCUUAAGCACUAGGCCCUGUUUCCAUUCCUGGAAUUGAUGCUGUAUGUUUUCUUGAAAUGACACUGGUUAAUUUCACAUUCCCUUUCUAGUCAGUUUCACUUCUGUGUUGCUUUGCAGUCAGGGACUCCUGGGUUCUGUUCCCAGCUCUGGGAAUGGCGUGUGGACUGGUGGUUAUUACAGGGGGCUGGGAGUCAGGAUUCCUGGGUUCUGUUCCCAGCUCUGCUACCGACUUACCCCUCUCUGUGCCUCAGUUUCCCCAUCUGCAAAAUGGGGAUAAUGAUUCUUACCUUGGAAAAGCUGCUAAGUAUUAUUACUAUUGUUGUGGUUGUUGCAUCUGUGAACAUUUUUAAAUUAAAAGAAAAAACAACCACACCCCCAAAUUGGAAAUUAAAAUGCCAACAUGAAAACAUCGUUAUCCCUCUUAGAAUUUUUUUUUUUGCAACCUUCUGUUUUCUUUUUAAGUCAGUGCCCUAUCCCAGGAGUCGGUACCCCUUGGAGCUGAUAAAUCUUUCCCCAUAAUUAGGUUAUGGGGACAGGGAAAGUUUUUUAAAAAAACAUUUAAAAUGUAAUGUAAAAAAAUCUACAUUUCAGGAGUUGGGGGGCUGUGAAUAGUAACUUUGUUGGGGUCCGACCCCCUCUCCCACCCCCCUUGUGUAGCCCUGUACCCCAGCGGGAUCAGACUGGGGUGAUCAGCUGCCGGAGGUUAAGGAUGGAGGCGUAACGCCAUGUGGACGGUCUCUCUAGUUGCUGUAGCAAGUCAGAUCGUUUUGUGUGCGUGACGGCGGAUGGGGAGAGGGGAUUAGAUAGAUCUUGAUUUUAGGUGGGCUUUUGAUGCAUGACCUCAUCAGCAAACGAGGGAAGUGUGAUCUAGAUGAAAUUAGUAUCAGAUGGGUGGCAGGAAGACUCAAAGAACUGGGAGGAUGUCUCUUGCGGUGUCCCGCAGGGGUCGGACCGGGGUCUGGUCCUAGUCAAUAUUUUCAUUAAUGACUUGGAUAAUGGAGUGGGGCCCGCGCUUCUGGCAUGUGCGGAUGUCCAAGCCGGGGGGCGGAGGGGGGCGUUGCGGGCACUUUGGAGGACAGGGCUCGAAUUCAAAACGACUUGGACAAAUUGGAGAGAGAUGAAAUUCAGUAAAGACAAGGGCAAAGUAUUUCACUGGAGAAGGAAAAAUCAAAUGCGUAGCAGCUGGGCAGGAGGUCGGAUGGCUGAGAAGGAUCUGGGGGUUAUAGGUGAAUGUGAGCCCCCAAAGCGAAGCAGUUGCUAAAAAGACUCGCCUCGUUCUGGGGUGUAUUAACAGGAGGGCGGUGGGUCAGGUGUGGGAGGUCCCUGUCGCUCCUCAGCACUGGCAGGGUCUCAGCUGGAGUCCUGUGCCCACUUCUGGGUGCUGCACUUUAGGAAAAAGGUGGAUAAACUGGAGAGAGGCCAGAGGAGAGCGCCGAAAGGGAUCAAAGGUUUCGAACCCCUGGCCGAUGAGGAGAGGUUAAAAAACCUGAGCCUGGUUAGCCGUGAGAAA